Messenger RNA from Osmerus eperlanus (European smelt), 991 nucleotides. It is a transcript of the gene ppib, whose product is annotated as peptidylprolyl isomerase B (cyclophilin B). Gene Ontology annotation, biological process: protein folding; protein peptidyl-prolyl isomerization. NCBI's taxonomy places the organism in Eukaryota, Metazoa, Chordata, Actinopteri, Osmeriformes, Osmeridae. The transcript has 5 exons. The coding region runs from base 62 to 712 and encodes 216 amino acids. The record is from RefSeq and is a predicted model, not a curated record. Gene Ontology annotation, molecular function: peptidyl-prolyl cis-trans isomerase activity.
AUAUCCACUUUUCUCCCCGGCACAUAUAGGUCAGCCGCCACGGCUACAUUUUCACUGGUUCAUGGUUCGUAUCUACGAGAAGAGGAUGAAGUUUCUAGUGGCAGUCACAAUUAUAGUGGGAUCAGUGGUUUUUCUGCUGUUUCCCAGCGGUUCAGACGCUGACGAGAAAAAGAAAGGGCCUAAAGUAUCGGCCAAGGUUUAUUUUGACAUCCGAAUUGGAGACGAGGAUGUUGGGCGAAUUGUUAUCGGUUUGUUUGGGAAGACUGUUCCCAAAACGGCCGAGAACUUCAUGGCCUUGGCGACUGGAGAGAAAGGAUUUGGCUUUAAGGGCAGCAAAUUCCACCGAGUUAUCAAGGACUUCAUGAUUCAGGGUGGAGAUUUCACCCGUGGAGAUGGCACUGGAGGCAAGAGCAUCUACGGAGACCGAUUCCCUGAUGAGAACUUCAAGCUGAAGCAUUAUGGCCCUGGCUGGCUGAGUAUGGCCAAUGCUGGGAAAGAUACCAAUGGCUCUCAGUUCUUCAUUACCACCAUUCAGACACCGUGGCUGGAUGGGAAACACGUGGUCUUUGGCAAAAUUCUGGAGGGCAUGGAUGUGGUGAAGAAGAUCGAAGCCACAAAGACAGACGGCCGGGACAAGCCUCUUAAAGAUGUCACCAUCCAUGACUCUGGCACGAUAGCAGUGGAAAAGCCAUUUGCCAUCGCCAAAGAGUAGUACUCCUAGUGAGUCCACCCAGAAAACAGGACUGAGAGGGGGGGGGGGGGGGGGGGGUUGGAAACAAAUGACACCUUGUUUAUUUCAGUCUUUUCUUUGUGAGCCCUCUGGUCCCACAGGCUGCCUCCUCUGGUGGAGGUGGCCUGUGGGGGCCAUGACAACGCCAGACCACAAGAUGGUGCACUGGGCCCAUUUCCAUUAAGGCAUUCCAUCAAGUCACUCAGCUUUUGUGUGGUUAUUUUAUAAGGGAUCUUUAUUAAAAGAUUCAGAUUUUUGUUA